AUGGCCGAAGCAGGGCAACCACGAACUCUUACGACGGCCUUCGCUCCGCCCCCGCCAUUAUGGAAACACUUCACCCCCGAUAACAUCAAGCGAUUGGAACAAAUCAAGAAAGAAGCUUCCAAAGGCGAGGAUGGCAAGCCGCGGAAGAAGAAAUGGACGCCAGCUGAGCUCCGCGAACUGGACCUUCCACCUGAGCUACGAUGUCUCGUACCACCAGCAAUCCCGACGUCCGGACAUUAUAGCGUUUUCGGGGAGCUUCAAAGCUUGUCAACCGCUUUACCAUCGCUCCAAGAACAAGGAAUCACACAGCUCUAUCCCUCGACCCCGCCUGCCGAGACCGAUGAACAAGAACCAUCCCAACCGACCCUGCCAUUGAACCACGCAUACUAUCUACUCAAAAUCAGCAAGUCCCUCCUAUUGAACUUCCUAGAAUUCGUCGGCAUUCUCUCGGUCGCUCCGGAACAGUUCGAGGCCAAGGUGGAAGACCUGCGCAAUCUGUUCAUCAACGCCCACCACCUCCUGAAUCUCUACCGGCCGCACCAGGCUCGCGAGUCGCUGAUCAUGAUGAUGGAGGAACAAUUGAACCGAACGAAGCAGGAGGUUGAAGAAAUGGACAACCUCAAGGCUGAAAUCACGGGAGUUCUGGAGCGGCUCGAGGCUGACGGCCAAGCUGCGCAAGCGUCAGCGCAGGCCGACAAGGAUAGCAAACAAAGUCUGGCCACGGACGAGCAAGCCCUUGAGGACGCAAAACUGGUCUGGGAUCUGUUGGACGAGAAGAUCAAUAGUUGA
Messenger RNA from Aspergillus fijiensis CBS 313.89, 789 nucleotides. RefSeq names its product mediator complex subunit MED7 (gene med7). Gene Ontology annotation, biological process: regulation of transcription by RNA polymerase II. Gene Ontology annotation, molecular function: transcription coregulator activity. The record is from RefSeq and is a predicted model, not a curated record. The transcript has 2 exons. Gene Ontology annotation, cellular component: core mediator complex; mediator complex. NCBI's taxonomy places the organism in Eukaryota, Fungi, Ascomycota, Eurotiomycetes, Eurotiales, Aspergillaceae. The coding region runs from base 1 to 789 and encodes 262 amino acids.